AUGCUUUCACUCCCCUCGCCCGUAGUUUCUACAACACCUCCGUGCCAUCUACUGAGUAUUUUGCGCCUACAGAGGGCAUCGCGCAGAGGAAAGACGCCCCAUAAUUCGCCAGAAUAUACACCUAUACCGUCACCUCCUCGAGCUCCGUCAAUGCACAAUCGUAAACUACCUUGUCUGCUUUGCACAAAUCUCUCCGGCACGCUUAUGCAGGUCAUCGGCACUCCGUUUCAUCAGCUGUCAAAAUCAGAAGCGAUUCCUCCUCGCACCGAUCAUCUGCUGCAACGCUAG
Akanthomyces muscarius is the source of this 288-nucleotide messenger RNA. RefSeq lists its product as uncharacterized. The transcript has 2 exons. The coding region runs from base 1 to 288 and encodes 95 amino acids. The record is from RefSeq and is a predicted model, not a curated record. NCBI's taxonomy places the organism in Eukaryota, Fungi, Ascomycota, Sordariomycetes, Hypocreales, Cordycipitaceae.